AACGCUUCAGCAAUCCCCCCCGACAAAAGCUGAAAAAAUCAAACAUUUAAUUUUAAAGACAACCAUGGUCAAAGUGCCAGGUAAUUGGCGUAAGGACGCUAGGAAACAACAUUCUGCCAUCUUACAUCAAAGACAUGAAAUUAUCUGCACAGAAAGUUUGAGCUCAGCUAUCUAUAAAAGUAUUGAUAACCACCAGGUACACGGAGGAGGCAUCGAACAAAGCACAAAAUGAAAUUAAAAUUGGGGCAGAACGGCUAAUAGACCCUGCAGGAGGCAACACACUCUCAUAUUUUUUAAUUAAGUUUAAAGUUUAAACCAAGGGCUGCAGGAGGCAACACACUCUCCAUUUUUUUUAAUUAAGUUUAAAGUUUAAACCAAGUUUUGAGUUUAAAAACCCUCAUUUCACAAUAGUACUUGGAACAAUGCAGAACAGGCUCUCGAACCAGUGUUGCUGCUCGGUUGCAUCUUCUCUCCAGAUAACGUGUGUUUGGCAACAACGCCUUAAAACCCCUCCACGAACGGAUCCCGCGCGAAGAUCUUGCCAGAUCGUCAUCCGGGCCGUGUACGAUGCGCUUGCCGCGCUAUAUGUUUUAUUGCACCGAAGCAUGAACAACUACGCGUAACCCGAUUGGACGCCGGUACGCAUCGGUUUUCGUCAAGAAAUUCUCAAGAGCAUCGGGUCGUGUAACAGAAACCAAAUGGUGAAUCAGUUCGAUUCAUAAGCCCCCGGGAACGCAUAUUGCAUCUGCCGGCAAGGUUCGGUGGAGGUAUCGCUCCACAGUAGCGGCGAUUUUCCUUACCGCCGUUCUAACUUCUAGCAGCACUCUUCUGUUGGGCUCUUGAAGUGGAAAAUAAAGAAAGAAAGACCGUGGGGAGAGAAAAAAAAAGAAACAUCUGCAUUCCGGGUGUUUGCGUCAUUAUUUUGCCGGCAGUUUUCCACUUCCCGCUGCCGUACUCCAAGCCCGUAUUGUUCAUUUGCUCAGCUGCCACCCCCUUGCUCCCUGCGACGCGAGACCCAUUCCUGAGGCUGCCUGCCUCCGGUUCAAAACCCAUGCCCCACAGUCGUAUGGUAAACGCAUCUGUUCAGAACAUUUCUCCACCAGUUCGCGCUGGGCGAUGGUUUGGGUGGUGGUUUCGCGCUCCAGUGUGGCGUGUGGUGGUGUUCUUAUUACACACUAGUUCAGCACCCUUCGACUUAUCUUCCAGCCCAGCGUGCGCACACGGGACGGGGAGUGAGAUGUCCGCUUUUAAUCGCGCGCGCACUCUUCUCGUGCCCUCGCGCAUCCGCAAGUCGACCGCGUGUCGUGCCGCGCAAGUCUUAAGAGAACCACCGCUAACGGGUGUCUGCGUCUUCGGAGGCGUUCUUUCGUUUUCAUAUUUAUCACUCUCACUUUCGCAUCCAUUCCCUGUGAGCCGCUGGUUUGUCCGGCACCCAGGCAGUUCGAGCUGGAUCGCUGGGGUGAUCGUGUGACGGCGCGUUCACGUUUGGCUUGCGGGAAACUGUGGCUUGCACUAUCAAAAGAUCGAAUUUGCUGCUGACGCCCAAAACACGGUUUCGUGUCAAUGAUUGUACGCCUUCUAAUGAGCGUUUUGAUCCGUGGUUAAUCAAUUAGGAUCACUGCCGAAACUAGGCCGAUGAUCGGCUUCCGGGGUAGUAGUGAUCGCAUUGUGUUGAUCGGAGUGAGCACCGCGUGAAGUGACAGAGCAGUGCGAGCAACCAUGAGCAACGACUCGUACGGGAAUCUCGGCGAUGCUUCCAACCCAGCAGCGGAUGGAGUGUUCUGCUCCACCGAAAUAUCGAUCGUGGCAGCAUCGAGCGCCACACUAAUUGCCGCACUCGGAACAAUCGGAAAUGUGACGACACUACUGGCACUGGGCCGUAAUCGGGCCGUGCGACAGCGGCGCCGGCAGCCAACGACCGCCUUCGUAAUGUCGCUGGCCACCGCGGAUUUAUUGUUCUGUGUGGCGGUUAUGCCGCUGAUGGCGCUUCGGUACGGCCGCCGAAGAUGGCCCUUCACUUCCAGCAGCUUGUGGUGCCGACUGUUCCCGGUGGCACUGUACGGAACGGUGGCCACAUCCGUGCUGAGCCUGGUCGCCCUAACCGUCAAUCGGUAUGUGCUGAUCGUGCAUCCGAGUUGGUAUGGAUCGAUCUACCGAACGGCCGGUAUGGUUCCGCUGCAGUUGGCCGUUUGUUGGGCCAUUCCGUACGGUUUGAUGGCUCUACCACUUUUUGAACUGUGGGGACGGCUGGGGUUCGAUCGGCGGACCUUCUCCUGCACAGUUUUACCGUCAAUCACCUCGACGGGUACAUUUUCCGCCAGUCCGAAGAAAUUCAUCUUCAUCGUAGGAUUCGCUCUACCGUUCUGCGCUAUUGUGCUGUGCUACACGGCCAUCAUCGGUGCCGUUCGACGACAGCGACGGAACAUGCAACGAUACGCGGUGAAAGGUUCCGUUUCGGCUACCGCCACACCCGGCAGCAUGGCGGCUGGGCCCAGCAAUGACGAUGACGAGCGGCAUCUGACGCGAACAACGGCCGCCAUAUUCGGAUGCUUCAUGAUCUGCUUCUUGCCGCUGACGAUCGCCAACGUGCUGUUGGAGGAUGCUGAGUCUGCCGGAGAGGCAGGUGAUGUACAUGUGCUGGCAUCGAUUCUUACUUGGCAUUCGGCCGUACUUAAUCCCUUCAUCUAUGCGCUAGGUAGUCGACACUAUCGAAACGCCUAUUGGGCCGUUCUUCGCUGCUCCGAUUGCAAAAGCACAAACACCCAGCGAAGCAUUACCUUCCACCGGCAGCAGUCGGCUAUGACGCCUGGCGUAACGAAAUCAACAAAAAUUGGAAACUGUGCAGCAGAUAACACGACGGGCAGUGGAACGCAAAAUAAUUCGGAAGUAUGACGAAAGUAGGACGACGUUGAUAAAAAAUGGCUCUAUCCAAAGUGUAAUAUUCCAGUAAAUAAAAAUAAAUAUUAUUUUAA
Molecule: messenger RNA, 2972 nt
Organism: Anopheles stephensi (Asian malaria mosquito)
Lineage: Eukaryota; Metazoa; Arthropoda; Insecta; Diptera; Culicidae
Product: protein trapped in endoderm-1-like
Exons: 5
Coding region: 1720-2892 (390 amino acids)
Biological process (GO): G protein-coupled receptor signaling pathway
Cellular component (GO): membrane
Molecular function (GO): G protein-coupled receptor activity
Source: RefSeq, a predicted model, not a curated record